AUGUGUGGGCAGACAGCACGACAGCAGCAGCGCACAGAUGUAAUGUCUGGUGAGACGGUGGAGGAUCCUAGUCAGGAACAAACCCACAGUACUGGGGACCUCUUAGCGGCUGACAUGCUGGAUACAAACACAUUGCGAUCGGGAACGGAUGCUCAAGAAGUCUUCGAUGAUGAAGACCCGCUACUGGCGUUACUGAGAACACAGAGUGACCCAGAGGCAAACACCGACUUAUCACACUCCACAACAGCUCACAAGGGUGAUGAAUCUCCGAGGAAGCCAAGAAUAUCCUGGCCGAAAACGUCAGACAAGAAAGCAUGGAAAGACCUGGAUGAUGACCUUCAUGCAAUACUGGAGACAGCACUCCAAGGAGCAGUUGAGAGAAAGCUGGUUGCUUUAACCAACCUUGUCUACACAGUUGGGAAAGAAAGAUUCGGUCUGACUAUCCAGAAAACCACCAAGAAACCUGUACGGAUGAAUAGAAGGCAGCGACAGAUAAAGGGCAUCAGGAGUGAACUGAAGGUUUUGCGAAGGAGAUAUAGGCAUGCCAGGGAAGAAGAAAAGCCAGGGCUGAAGCAGUUAAGAGACAGCCAGAGGGAACAACUUUUAAACCUAUGCAAGGCAGAACAACUUCGUGAGAAAAGAAGGAAAAAGGCCAAACGUCUUGCUGAGUUCAUUGCAAAUCCAUUCAAGUUCUCUAAUAACCUGCUAGACAAAGAGAAAUCGGGCAAGCUAGAGAGCAGCAUGGAAGAAAUUACACAGUUCCUAACUGAAACGCACUCUGAUGAUAUCCGAGACGUACCGUUAGGCAACUGCCAGAGAAUAGAACCAGUACCAGAACCCACAACACCUCUAGACACCAAGGAACCUACACUGAAAGAGGUUUCAGAAGUAGUUCAAAAGGCAAGAGCAGGGUCGGCCCCAGGACCAAAUGGUAUCCCUUACAAGGUGUAUAAGAUGUGCCCUAAACUUCUUCGACGCUUAUGGAAUCUUCUGAAAGUAGUUUGGAGGAAAGGGAGGCGUCCCAGGUUCUCUAGAUGUGUGGAACAUACAAGCGCCCUCAGUCAGAUCAUCAGGGAAGCAAAGGUUAACCAAAAAGACCUCACUGUUGUCUGGCUUGACAUUGCCAAUGCGUAUGGCUCCAUACCACACAAGCUAAUUGAGACCGCACUGAAGCACUACCACAUCCCAGACCAUGUGCAACAGAUUAUCAAUGAGUACUUCAGUAACAUACAACUACGGUUUGCUGUAGGAGAACAGUCAACACCUUGGAUAAGGCUCGAGAAAGGAAUAGUAACAGGCUGCACUAUUUCAGUCGUGUUAUUUGUGAUGGGAAUGAACUUAAUUAUCAAUGCUGCAAAGAGGGAAACCAAAGGACCAAAGACAACCUCCGGAAUAUACCUCCCAUCCAAUAGAGGUUUUAUGGAUGACCUCACGGUAACUACAGCGACACACGUGCAAGCUCGUUGGGUUCUUAGAGCAUUGAAUGAGACAGUGACUUGGGCAAGAAUGAAGUUCAAACCAAAGAAAUCGAGGAGCUUGGUAAUCAAGAAGGGAAAGGUUACUCAAAGGUUCACCCUCCAGGUACAGAGCGAAGACAUACCAUCCAUAGUAGACAAUCCUAUCAAAUGCCUAGGAAAAUGGUACGAUGCCAGCCUUAAUGACACAAGCAGCACAAACCGCACCAAGAACCAACUCCAAGAAGGUCUGAAGCAGAUAGACCAGACAUCACUUCCUGGGAAAUUCAAGGCAUGGUUAUACCAACAUGGAUUGUUACCAAGACUCAUGUGGCCUCUAAUGCUGUAUGAGAUAGCAGUUUCUACUGUGGAAGGCUUUGAAAGCACCAUCAACAGAUACCUCCGUAGAUGGCUUGGGGUCCCACCAAGUUUCACCAGCAUCGGACUAUAUGGGAGGACCAACCAGCUCCAACUCCCAAUAUCAUCAGUUGUUGAGGAGUACAAAGUUGCCAAGGCCAGGAUGGUGGUGACACUGAAAGAAUCUUCUGAUGACCUGAUCAGGAUGGCAGGCAUAGAGACUAGAACCGGAAGGAAGUGGUCGGCAAGCCAGGCGGUGUCCCAAGCUGAAAGUAUACUGAGACACAAAGACAUCGUCGGAACUACUACGGAGGGCAGACAAGGGCUUGGUAUGAUAAAACCACAGCGAUGGAGUACGGCAGAUAAAAGGGAGAGGAGUCAGAUGGUGCAGAAGGAAAUCAGGGCGAGCGAAGAGGAGAGCAGAAGAGCCCGUUCAGUUGAAAUGGGUGGACAAUGUGCCUGGAACAAAUGGACAACAACAGAGAGGAAGUUUACUUGGGCAGACAUAUGGCAGUAUGAGCCGCUAAGACUCAAAUUCCUGUUAAGGUCAGUUUACGACCUGCUGCCAUCCCCAACCAACCUCCACAGAUGGGGUCUAGUAGAAGACCCAAGUUGCAGUCUUUGUAACAAGCCAGGCACCAUGGAACACAUCCUGUCAUCAUGUCAGACUUCGCUGACACAGGGCCGCUACAGAUGGAGACAUGAUGCUGUCCUUAGGGAGCUAGCAGAUGUACUUGAGCGCGAGAGAAGGAAGAAAAGAACAGCAAAGAAAACAGCAUCUACAAAGAUCAACUUUGUCAAGGCAGGGGAAACAACCACAAAGCAAGCUCCUAGAAACACGUCGAUCUUAGAUGAAUCAGACCAAUGGGAGAUGAAAGUCGACUUAGGGAAGAAGUUGGUCUUUCCCGAGAUUGUCUAA
This is a messenger RNA of Dreissena polymorpha, 2730 nucleotides long. RefSeq lists its product as uncharacterized. The record is from RefSeq and is a predicted model, not a curated record. The transcript has 2 exons. Lineage: Eukaryota; Metazoa; Mollusca; Bivalvia; Myida; Dreissenidae. Bases 1 to 2730 code for a protein of 909 amino acids.